This is a messenger RNA of Chlamydomonas reinhardtii, 3308 nucleotides long. RefSeq lists its product as uncharacterized. Gene Ontology annotation, molecular function: structural constituent of nuclear pore; phospholipid binding. The record is from RefSeq and is a predicted model, not a curated record. The transcript is spliced from 2 exons. Gene Ontology annotation, biological process: RNA export from nucleus; protein import into nucleus. The coding region runs from base 485 to 2284 and encodes 599 amino acids. Gene Ontology annotation, cellular component: nuclear pore central transport channel; nuclear pore. Lineage: Eukaryota; Viridiplantae; Chlorophyta; Chlorophyceae; Chlamydomonadales; Chlamydomonadaceae.
AUGAUAAAGCCCCUGUCGCCGAAACGCGUCUCCGCGUGACCUCCGGCAGCAGCACGCGACACUGGGCUGCAUGGCUUCCUGCAGCUCCCAUGGCCAGCAUUAUCUGGCGGGGCCGGCGGCGGGGCCGGUGGCGGGGCGGCCGGGCGCCUGCAGGCUGCUCGGGCGGCCGCCCUCUGCACUCUCGCGCCGCGGCUCCUUCCCGCCGCUUGUUGUUAGCUCCGAACGGCUGGUCUUUGGUAGUGGGUCAGCUGCUGCAGCAGCCAUGGGCCGCAGCUGUUGCUUUGCGAGCACAGUCGCAGCCGCUGCAAACCAUGGUGUCGGCCUCCGCUCGCCGGCCGGCGACGCCGACCCACUGCGGCGGACCAAGCGGCAGCUGCGCUUCCCGCGGAGUCGCGGCAGCGACCCAGGCGGACGGGAUGUCUCCGAUCGCGUAGACGGCGAACAGCAGCCAGGUUCCGGGAACCGCACCGCGCAGCAGCUGACCAUGCGAAUGGACACGAACUACGACUGGUCCGGCCUCCGCGCUCUGCAGCAGGUCUACGGCCCCGAGCGGCUAGGCGACAUCCGGCGCUCUCUCUGUGAGCGGCCCUACGACCAGCCCAUUGCGCUGUUCGACGCCCAGGACGGGAGGAUUACGGCGCGCUACCGAGGAGCGCUGAAAGCACGUCUGGAUCGCUGGAAGUCUCAAUGCUUACCACACCAGCCACGCCUGCGCAUCUACGAUCUCGCACUGCAGUCGCGAUCUGGCAACUCAUUUGCACAGCGGCUGCAGCUGCGUCCGGGGGCCGCACUGCGGCUGCGCGGCUUUGACACCGAUGGCCACACGCUAGUGGUGGAGUUGGUGUCGGCGGGCGAGCAGGGCAGUAACAGCAACAGCACUAGCAACAACAACAGCGCUAGCAACAGCAGCAGCGCUAGCAACAGCAACAGCGCUAGCAGCUGCAGCAGCAGCAGCACUAGCAACAGCAGCACCGGCGGCGGUGGCGGCAUCCCAGCAGCGGUACGGCUGACAUCCAAUGGCACCUGUUGGGGCAAAGCCGCCCUGACUGGUGCCAUUGGCAAAGAGAGGCUGAGUGAAAUCCAGCACCUCGUCACCAACACGGGCCGCCCCUACCCGCUCACCAUCGCCGUGGUCGAUCCCGACACGGGCGCCAUCACGGGCCGCUUCAGCGGGGCGCUGAGGCUGCAGAGGGAUGGGCCUUUCUUGUCACCCUACAUCGCUUGUAGCAAGCUCAAGCGGCGCUUGGCCUUGCGGAAGGGCGCGCAACUGCUGCUGCGGCGCUUUGACGAGGCCAGUCGGACGCUGGAGGUGACGGUGCUGAGGCGGGGCGGCCGUCGCGAGGGCGACAGCGACAGCAAAGCCGAGAGGUCAGCAGCAAUUGGGAAGGACGUGUCUGGCCCCGCGGCUGGCGUGGCGGCGGCUGCCACUCAUCAGCAGGCACCGCCGCCGCCGCCACCGCCAAUGGUCUCUAGUUCAGCCGCCGCCAGCCCCAGCCCCAGCGGCGUUGGCAGCGACGGCGCCUCGCACUACCCAAUGGCCAUUGCGGACCACCAAUGGCAGGCGGCGACGGCAGGGCCGGCCGCAAGCCGUGGUGGGGGAGGCGCCGUCCCGGCGGCCACCAGCGCUGCCGCUGCUGGCCCCGCCCGGAGCCCGCCUGCCGCACCCGACCGGCUGGCCCCGCCGCCGCCGCCGCAGGGGUACGUGGAGCCAGCCGCCGCUCAGCUGCCGCCACCACAGCAGGGGGCGGGCGGGAUGGGCCAUGGGCACGCGGUCUCAGCCCCGGCGCCGGCUGCAGCAGCCAGCCUGAGGCUUGAUGAUGCCGGGGCGGCGGUAGAGGCGGGUGCUGCAGCGAGCAGGGACAGUGGCAGCGGCGGCAGCAGUGGCGGUGGUGGAGCGGUCGUGACGCCGCUUGUACCCGUGGUGGCGGAGCAGAUAGGCGGUAAGCGGGCGGAGGAGGAGGAUGAUGGCGGAGAACGGCGGGCAGCGGAAGGAGGAGCAGCCGGGCGUUUGUCGGCGGGGUCCGGGCCGCUGCCCUCACAGCAGUCCGCGCCUGACCCCCUGGCCGACGUGCUUGCCGCCCUCAGGGGUGUAGAGGCAGCACGCGCCGAGGCAGACGUAGCAGCAACCGCGGCUGCUGCGUCUGCGGCCGCGGCCGAAGCCGCUCAGGCGGCCGUAAAUGCUGCCACCGCAGAGGCGGAGGUGAAGGCUGCCGCGUAUCUAGCUGCUGUUGCACCAGCGAGGCCUUUAGGAGGGCAAGCGCGGAAGUGCAGAGCAGAGGAUUGACGGUCCUAGGUUGCGGCUCAGCAGGUGUGGCGCAGCAGCGGGCCGCACUGCUGGCAGUGGUACCCCGGCGGCCGCUCCUAGUGCGGCAAGAGAGGAAAGGGGGCUGGAGGUUAACGUAAGAGGUGUUCGGGGACAUGGCAAGGUGCGUGCCGGCGUGCGGGGCGUGCGCCUGAAUGGGCUGCACCGCAAGCUGUGUCGGCGACAGCAGAUGCGAUACUGUAUGACGGCUCUUGGGAAUGGCGGCGGGUGUGGCUCAGCAGCGCGGGCCGCACGGCUGGCGGGCUGGGUGGGUUUGCACCAAGAGAAUGCCCUUACAUGUAGGAGGUUGUGGAUUGGCGGCCCUAGGUUCUGCAGCGGGUGUCGCUCAGCCGGAGACACGUGCUGCCGGCGGUGGCCCGGUGACCACUCCUGGUGUAGCCUCAGCAGUGGGGGCUGGGGAGCAGGCUCGGGAGGCUCGGGGAUUGAUUCCCGUUGCAUGGGGCGGCGGUGCCACCGUACGGGUUGCGCGGCGCUGGUAGCGAGCUGGUGCAGCAACAACUCAGGAUGUUGAAUGAUGGCUUAUGGCGCAGCAGCGCAGGUUCAAGGCUAGGCAACAGGAUGGCUGAGGUCGGGGCUGCUCAGGCACUGGCAGAGACCUGACGUUGCGUUGGUAUGCAUGUGUGUAUGUGUGGUUGCACACAAAACUGGCCGCCUGUGCGUGCAGAGGCCACAACGCACACGCUUGCUGCACCGCGGCACGGCGGUAGCCCUGCAGUGGCCUGAGCAAGCCCGUGCAUGCCUCUAGAGUCAGGUAGGCUUUGCGCCAGGAGAGCUCGGGGGGAGGAGAUACGCACCGUGACGCGGUGCCGGCAUGUGUGCGGCGGCCAGGGAGGAGAUGAGGCGCACUGGGCAGGUUGAGUUGUUCACAGUUGUGCGAUACGGGCACGUGCAUGUGCGUGUACCCGGGGUUGGGGGAUGAGAAUGCAUGGACACAUGCUGCAAGUAGUGGCAGCACGUUUGUGGACGGAAUGGGAGAUCAGGCAGA